Fusarium coffeatum is the source of this 858-nucleotide messenger RNA. RefSeq lists its product as uncharacterized. Gene Ontology annotation, molecular function: actin filament binding. Bases 1 to 858 code for a protein of 285 amino acids. Gene Ontology annotation, cellular component: cytoskeleton. The record is from RefSeq and is a predicted model, not a curated record. Lineage: Eukaryota; Fungi; Ascomycota; Sordariomycetes; Hypocreales; Nectriaceae. The transcript is spliced from 2 exons.
AUGUCACCAUCCGCUACCAUCGCUACCCCUGGUCAAUCAAUUCUAAACACAGCCAAGGCCCAAGAUGGCUCAGUAAAGCGUAUUCACAAGAUCCCCGUCUUCGCCACUAAAGAAGAAACUCGAAAAUGGCAGCUAGAACAAAUGGCUGCUGCAUUCCGAGUGUUUGCUAAACUUGGGUAUGCAGAUGGAAGUAGUGGUCAUAUUAGUUUACGAGACCCUGUUGAUCCAGACACAUUCUGGAUAAACCCCUAUGGCGUACACUUUGGUCUUCUCACAGUCUCGGAUAUGGUUCACAUAGACAACAAAGGCAAUCGCAUAGGAGGCGCAGAAAAGCCAGUCAAUACAGCUGGCUUCAUCAUUCAUGAAGCCAUUCACAAACGACGUCCAGACAUAAAUGCAGCCUGUCAUCUCCACAGCCCCUACGGCCGCGCCUGGUCAACAUUUGGCAAACCUAUCGAUAUGAUCAACCAAGACAGUUGCAUGUUCUACAACGACCUCACAGUCUAUACCAACUUUGGUGGUGUUGUUUUCGCCAAAGAGGAGGGAAGUCAACUUGCUGAUGCGCUAGGCGAUACUAAAAAGAAUAUCAUCUUGCAGAACCAUGGACUUCUUACGUCGGGAGGGACUAUUGGUGAGGCAGCAGCUUUCUUUAUUGCCUUGGAAAGGGCGUGUCAGGCUCAGUUGCUUGUGGAAGCCGCUGUAGCUCCUGAUGGAUCGCAGUUGAAGAAGACGCUGGUGAGUGAUGAGGAGGCGCAGUAUACCAAGGAUAAUACUGGAAGUCCUGAGGCCAUGUAUAUGCAGUUUGAGCCUGAGUAUCAGAUGAUGCUGAAGGAGUCCAAGGGUGACUUUCUACUAUGA